Messenger RNA from Toxorhynchites rutilus septentrionalis, 2122 nucleotides. RefSeq names its product phospholipase B1, membrane-associated-like. The record is from RefSeq and is a predicted model, not a curated record. Gene Ontology annotation, biological process: phospholipid metabolic process. The transcript has 7 exons. Lineage: Eukaryota; Metazoa; Arthropoda; Insecta; Diptera; Culicidae. Bases 578 to 1834 code for a protein of 418 amino acids. Gene Ontology annotation, molecular function: glycerophospholipase activity.
AGAUCAUUGCCGAAGUCAACCGCAAAAGCCCGUUUCAGCCUACCGAUUCUUUUAUCACGCCAAAACGGCUCCUGGCUUCGGUUAGUACUGCUUGCAGUUCCAUUCUGAUUGAACGUGAUUUCGGGAAUUGUCGUGUCGUUUGUGCGUAACUCUGAUCGCGUGCCGGCGGACGUUCGUGCAGAGGUGCUUAGAGUGCUUAAUUGUGUUAUGGAUUCUAGCGAUUCAUCAACAAAGCGGUCGAUGGGUUAUUUUGGUGAAUUUGUCCAUGUGACUCACACGAACCUCCAAUAAGGGGCGUGAUCUAAGCUAGUUAUGGACCUGAUGCAAAGUGACGAGGAGAAAAAAAACUCGACCAGAUUUUGCAAUUCAAGGUCCGAAAGUGCAUGUGAUAGUUUCAACCAACCGCAACUGGUAUGCGUAUUUAAGAUCAUUUCUAGUGCGGACAGUCGAUUAAAGUCAAGUAUCAUAUCGGGAGGAAGCUGAAAUCCGGUCGCAAGUGAUUUCAAGAAGAUUCGCAUUGUUUAUGUGUUAUCGGAGUGGUCAUGAUUUUUACGGAUGAUGAAAGUGUAAGAACAAAAUGAUUUUUGUAUCACACGAGAGGCAAAUUAUAUUGAUCUCAAUAAGUACCUUGUUGGUGGUAUGCAUUGGUACAGUGUUGGCAGUGGAUAUUACGGAUCAAAGAACGUCGCUUGAUAAAGGCACAAUGCUUAAUUGGUUUCAUGCCAUUCGGAGGUUUAUGUUCAAUUUUGUCGGCAAGACUGGACUUCGGACGAAAGGAUCCUUCCUCCAGGAGAAGAUACCGAUGAAUUUACCCUUUCCGUGCAACGUGUCCUUGGGACGGAGUGAAAGGAUACCCAAGAGUGUACACAAGUUGAGACCAGGUGACAUAUACGUGAUAGCCGCAAUGGGCGAUUCGCUGACAGCUGCAAGCGGUGCAGCCGCCACGAGGGUGGUUGAUCUCAGCAUGGAAAACCGAGGCUUAUCGUGGAGCAUAGGGGGCCAGUGGAACUGGCGGAACGUGACAACACUACCAAAUAUUUUGAAGGAAUUCAAUCCGAAGCUCGUCGGAUAUUCCCUCGGAGAUUCGUACGCGUUCCAUCGGGACACUCAGUUCAACAUGGCCGAGGUCGGCGCAGUUUCGUACGACAUGCCGUUUAUGGCCCGUUCGCUGGUCAAGAGAAUCCGCUCCGACCGGCGGGUGAAUUUCAAACAAGACUGGAAACUAGUUACCAUCACUAUCGGGGGAAACGAUAUCUGCUCGUUUGUUUGCACCAUGCAAAAACCGGAGGAUUUACCCGUCAAGCAUCGGCUGCGGCUGAUUAGCGCCUUGCGAUACCUGAGGGAUAACAUGCCUAGAACUUUUGUGAACUUGGUGUCGGUGCCAUCGGUGGAGACCGUCGUGUCGCUGAAGGGAAAAUCCGCUAUCUGCAAAGCGCUACAUCAUGGGGAAUGUUCCUGCUGGAUCGGGAAGAUGUUCAACCAGAGUGAUACAUCGAGAGCGAGGUGGCAUGCCAUACAGGCGAGGAUGGUGGCAGUGGAAGCAGAAGUGGCACAGUUGGACGAAUUCCGCCGGUUGGAUGAGUUCGCUGUGGUUUACCAACCGUGGACGACCAAUAUUUCGCUGAACAUGAACGGACGCGAGGUGGAUUAUUCACUCCUAGCCUACGAUUGUUUCCAUAUGAGCCAGAAAGGAAACGCAUAUGCCGGUACCGCGCUGUGGAACAAUCUGAUGGAACCGGUGGGAGCGAAAACCCGCAACUGGAGACCGCUAUUCGAAGAUUUCAGAUGCCCAACCCAGAAGGCGCCAUACCUGUAUACGUACGAUAAUAGCUAACAACCUGACUGCCACACUACGUAAAAUCACGAUGGUAUUAUAUUCCUAGUUGUAUGGUUAAUUUAUUCGAGAAAAAAAAUACUCUUGCAGUGUGAGAGUGCCCAACGACAUUAGAUUUAUUUCCAGUGAUCUGAUUGAUUGUAUAGAACCAGUAGGUUAGGCAAGUAAAAUUGAAAGUGAAAGAACGCUGUUCGAGCAUUCACAUCCGAAAACCGGUCCUAUUCAUCAUAAGAACUGUACCAACAACUAUUUGGACCACUUGAGUCAGCCUCAACCCAGCAGGGAAUC